GGAUUAUGUCAUAACAAUUAGCUAAUUAUAGAACAUUCUCUAGGUGGAAAUUGAUACUAAUAAUCAUACAUGUUGGCACAUUCUCGGCAUGCUUUUUAUGUCAUGUGUGCAUUACAGCUAGUACAUGUAUUACAAGAACAUUUGUGUAAACUAUAGGAGUAGUUUUUUUUUAUUUCGGAACUAAUACUACCGUUUACUUUCUGUAAUGUAUGUUUUUACAAAGAUGUAGUGACAAAAACAAACAAAAAAUGGUUUAUAAAGGAGUGUUGAGUGUCUGUACCAUAGGAAUGACCAUGUAUGAAUGAAUUUAUGUCUGCAUCAACUGAGACCAACAAUGAAAGGUCAAAUGUAGACCCAUGUGGCUGUCUUUAAAUGGCAGCGAAGAAACCUCCAGAUGAAGAAAAUCGUGAACGCUUGUAUGUCAGUGUUGAGCAGACAGAAAGGAAGGUCAUUCCUUCGGUUCAGCUGGAAAGACGAGAAAUCAAGAUGACCUUUUCACCCUUUGACCAGUCUCUGUCAUCAGCUGUGACAGACACUGAUCAACGGAAAGAUUCAGAUGCUGAGAGAAUUGUGGGUAAAGAAUAUCCAAAGACACUUGGUGCAGAAGGUAGCGUUGUUGUUUCCAAGGUCAUAGACAUUCAUGGGCAUGGCCAAGAAAAGAAGGAAAGGUCAGAUGAUCAAAGUGAUCAAGAAAGCAGGUCAAGAUUUCCACUUAAAGAAGAAGGUCAGCAUGAAAAUGUUCUGGAAUUUUUUGAAGAGCAAGGAAAGACAUUUCAAGAGCAAGCUAAAUCUCUGGUGCCAAAAGCGAAGAAGGACCGUUCUACUAGUCCAAGUCAGAUACGUCAAAGUGUUGGAUUAGAUCAUUUAGAUAAUUUAGUGAAACUGAUGGAACAAUUAUCUACACUUAAAGAUGAAAAUUCCAAAUUAAAGAAAAAAUGUGAUUAUUUGGAAAGUACUAAAACUCUCUUGCAGGCAAAGAGUGCUGUAGAAACUGAAAUAACAAUCCCAUCAGGUUAUCAUUCACUGCCAGUGAAAUCAAAACUUAAAAAAUCUCCCAAAGAAAGAUCAAGGACUUUUCGACCAAGAUUACCAAGUGCUGAAGACAUUGAUGUUUUAGAUUCAUGUGAAUCAUUAGAAUCAUCUUCAGACACUAGUCCAAAACGUCCUAAACAUGCUCAGAUUCACAAACGUAGUUUUUCCACAGGAUCUCUUGAAAUACCGUCCGACAUAAUGGAACAAUCAGGUGAAGAUGAUAGUCAAGAAGGAAUUUAUCAUAAAAAUGGGAAAAUGGACAGGAAAAUGUCAAAGUCACCAACAGCAAAGCGCAAGUCAAAAAUUUCAAAUUGGACCUGGAUUAAAAAAGUGUUAUCAACUAAAAAGCUUCCAGAAGAUAUUGGAUUUAGUUUUAAAUCUCUUGGAAAACUUGGAGGGAAUGUACGUUCAGGAAGUACUAAAGAACUGUCAGUUCCUGUGACCAGCAUAGAAAAUCGUUCUGUAGAUAGUGGUGUUGGAAGUGGUGUAGAGGCUGAUACUGGUGAAGGACAACGCAAAUCCACAGGUGAGGUCACUUUAUCUAAUGCUCAACAGGGGGGUGAAUCAGGGAGUUCUCCUACAAGUAAAUUAAAUUUUGCUGAUCUAGCCUCAGAAAUUUGGAUGGGACCCCCAGAAUGGCUUGAGGAACACGAAGACGAAAUGAAUCUCGUGGACCCAGUAUCAUGUAUUGAAAAUAAGGAAGUUAUAGUUUUGAAAAGUUCUGCAGGUAAACAAGAAAAUGAAGAUAAUUUACUGCAAGUCCCUAUUCCUAGAAGAAAGUCCAGUCCGUCUCUCCUAGAACAUGAAAGCAACAGUGAAUCUGAGGAGAAAUCUGCUGAAAUGGAAGAAUAUUUGAAUUUGAGAAGAUCAUCAAGUUACAAAGGAAGAUCAUCCACAGGGGAGAUAAUUCAUGUUCCAGAAAUACCAAAAACAACCAAAAAAUUACAUCGAUCCAAACUCAGUAAGAUGAAGUACAUGGUGAGUAAACACAGUGUGAAAAGAAAAUUUUCUAAACGUACCAGUGCCCAUAGUGAAGCAGAUGAUUUGAAGGUGGAAGGAUAUGAUUUUGCCGGGAUUGAUGAUGAAGAAGGACCUUUGGGAAGAUCAACACCAAAAACAUCCCCACUGACGCUGAGACAAAAGUCUGUAGAUUCCAAAUUGCCACCUACAUGGAUUUCUCAUAUGGGAGCAAGUAUUGAUGUCUUGUCGUUGAUGGGUGGCAUGUCUGAUGAAUUUUCAAAGAAAAUGCAACAAUGGGAAGAGUUAAAGACUAAACGAUCACCUUCAGCAGUGUUGAAAGCAGAUUCCAGUGAUGUUAGUGAUGGAGUGUUUUCAUCUGAUAGUUUUGGACCCGUUUCUCCCGAAUUUCAAAAGAAGAUGGAUGAUUGGGAAAGAUCCAAAAGCAUUAAAUCCACCUCAUCCAAGAAAUUGUUUUUAGAGGAAAAAUCAGAAACUGAUCUCCCAGGAUCACGUGAUGUGUCACCUGAUGGGACCUCUACUCCACUUGAGAUCUCAUUACAAUCAAUCAAUGUAGAUGACAUGCAAAAAAAGUUGACAGAUAGUUUUUCCCGAAAAAUGGAAGAAUGGGAAAGGCGGAAGUAUAAGAAGGAUGGUACUAGCCCAACACUUGAUCGCAAAGAUAGUGGCGGAAGACUGAUAAAAAAAGAAGAUCGACAAAAAUCCAGAAAGUCCAAAGUUGAGAAAGACAGAGAAAAACUUGGCAAAAUGAGAGGAAGAGAAAUGCGACGUGUGGAAAUAGAACAACAAAAAUUAGAAAAAGAAAAAAUGAAGAUUGAAAAAGAAAGAUUGAGAGCUUUAGAAAGGGAGGCAAGAAUAGAAAAAAUGAAAGGUCGUUUGAGUCAACCAGAUAUGGAUUCAAAAGUCAAAAGCCCAAUUUUAGCUCCCCUUGCUGAAUACAAAGUGACUACUGACUUUGCCAGAAAAUUACAUGAAUGGGAAAUGCGUAAAGGGAUUUCUUCUGUUUCUAUGGCAACAUACUAUGAAUCACAGCUUCGACAAGCAGAUCAUUUACAGCAAGCGGACUAUUCUGGACAGAAGGACAGUGAUGAAGAAAUGGCAUGGAAUGAACCCAAGGUCAAAGGUCAGAAACCACCCCCUUUGUCCUUACAGCCUUGUUUUGAUUCCCCAGAGGAGACCUCACCUGGUGGCAGGUCAUCAGAUGCUAGUUUUGAUGAUAAUACCUCCAUUACUAUGGAGAGUAUGACAGAAAACAAUAUUAAAAGUUUGGAAACAGCCAAUGCAUCAUUAGUAGAAGAACUACAUGCCAAAGAACUAGAAUAUGAAGCUCUGCAAGAGGAAGUCCAAGAUCUCAAUGACAAAGUUAAUAGUGCUAGAGUUCAACAUUCCAAAGAAAUAGGUGGAACCUCUGUCCAGGUGCCAAAAUUAACACAAGAAAUGAGUAGCAAACUUGCAGAGCUUGAAUCUAAAAUCCAUGAGCUGCAGAGUUUUGGUGACAACUUAGCUCAAAAAAUGGAAAGUGCUGCCAUGUGUAAAUGGCAGAGUAUUGAAGGAGAAGAAAAGGUCACCACACGUUUGGUAGAACUUUUAGAAAAAAUGAGAUUGAUGUUGUAUAAAGCUUCACAAACAGAGGAAUUAACACAGAAAUCGUCAGCACUUUAUACUUUUGAAAAGUUGUACAGCCAAGCCAUGCAGUUACAGGUUCAGUUAACAAAUCUUCGUUUGAGUCAACUUGAAAGAAACAAAGAAAUAGUGUCAAUGAAGCGCCAGUUGUUGCUACAGGAAGCUAACAAUUUGCUGUUACAAGCAGAUAUUGCUAGACGCGAGACGGAACUCAAUUGGCAUAAACAACAUGCAAGAAAAGGUACACCAAUCAAGAGGUGGAAUACUUAUGGAGGAAUGGAAAGCAGAGUUGUCGAAGGCCAAGAAGCUGAAUGUAUUCCACCUUACAAAAGAUUUGCCAAAGGCCGGAAAGAGCCCACCCAACCAACCAUAGAAUCAGAUGAUGUAAUGGACACUCCAGACUCAGAUGAACAACAUAAAGAAACUUUAGAUUUUCAAUCAGUUGAACCUCCAGAAUCUCCAAUAGAAAUCCAACAUAAAAGUUGUAUUUAUUUACCGAUGCGAAAACAGCAUAAACAACAUCAAGCACAAUUACAUAAAGAAUUAUCUUUGGAAAUUCCGUUUAUGGAUCAAGAACAGGAAGACGCUGUUCGUAUCCUUCCCGAUAAUGUUAGGGAUAGACAAGUAAUGAAAGGAGAGAAAGGUGUGGAAAUAUCGUUGACAAUUAAAUUACCCACUGCAAACAUUAAUCUACCUCGUGAUAUCUCACAACAGGAGUUAAAUGUGCCAAGAAGUACUCGGCAGGAGGAAAGUGAUGAUUCUAGCAGGAAAGUUGAAUCUGAACCUAAAGUUCACAAAUCAGAAGCCAAAUUUCCAGAACUUCUUAUUCCUCGAAUGCCAUCGAAGUCAAAAGGAAAAUUGGAAAAAGAAAAUAGUAUGGAACUGUCUGAACUAGAGCUUCAGAUUCAUGCUGGAAAAGAAGCGAAGGAUGAAACCAAAGUCAAACGUGAAAGUGAUAUAUCUGUUGGUAGCGAUAGUGUUUUUGUUGAGGGCACACCAACAGAGUAUAAAAGAAUGAUGAUUCCUGUCAGAGUUACAAAACUUUCUGAUGAUCUACCAUCACAUGAUGCUCAUCAGGAAAUACAUAGGGAAACCAUUACACUAUCACCUAAACUGUUUCAUAAAACAUUACAGAGAACAUCUCCUACAUCUCCCAGGAACACGUCUGCACCAGUUUCAGAUAAAACUUUUAACUGGCCUAAGGUCAGAACUGUCUCAUAUACAGGACAUCGAAUCAAACCAGCUGAUGAACUCUUGGAAGAAAGUAAACGUUACAGGAAGGGUCAUUCCGCUUAUAUGAGUAGAAUCCUUCAAAAAUAUAAGACUGAUGAAUCGAGGAAAUUUCUAAUGGAAAGACAGAAAAGUCACGACAAGGAAAAUAUUGCUGAAGGCUAUGUCCAGGCAAUAGUGAAAAGAUUAUCUCGUGAAGGCACACCUGAUAUACUAGUAACAGGGGAUUCUACUCCUAAACAUUAUGUCUCAUAUCGUUCAGACUCGCCCCAGGGAAGAUCAGAAUUUGUUCAACAAAUUGUGAAAAAACUAUCUUCUCCUGCCGACCAAACCCGAUCACAAUCAUCUCCAUUGAAAGAUGUCACAAAUGGAAUUCCUAAAAAAGUGAAAAAGUUAGCCGAAGUGUUUGACAGUGGUAGUGCUCGGAAUACACCAGAACGUGCUUUAUCUGAUUCAGAGUCUCCUCAUAAAUCACAAAUAGUGACUUCUAAAUCCAAAGAUCGAACUUCUCAAAGUGUCACAUAUGAUUCAUCUUCAUCUACAUCAACAUUGACUAGUAUCACCGGUGCCACAGAAAUAACUUAUCAUCCGGGGCCUUCCGGUAGUUCUUCAAUAAAUUAUUCCUCCAUGCCUCUUCUGACUGUGCAGGAAGAGGACCCCACUGAUCUCCAGCAAUCUUACAGGGAAAGGGCAGCAACUACUACAACUUGUGAUUCUGCUGCAGAUCAGGGGGUUAAAAGUCCGAUGGAGAAACAAGAAGUGCUUGUGACCAUAACACCUUGGAAACAAGGUAAAAGUACAUCUCAGCAAAUUUUCCGUCAUCAUGAGGGUUCACCUUCAUCAUCUCAAGCAUCAAGCUCAAAACAUUCAACAGAAGUUAAACUUCAUAUAGGACAAAAACCUGGUAAAGUGAAAAAAGAGACCAUUGGGGCUCUUUGUCAACAAAGUAUGUUAUCAUUUGACCUUGGUUUGUCCUUACAAGCCUCAGAACAAAUUCAGUGCAGAAAGGAUAGUGAGGCAGAUUCAGGCUACUCAGGAAAAAGUCCAAGACCAUUAUCCUCAGGAUCUGAAGGUGAACCUUCGUCAUCGUCAGAAGAAAAACGCAAAUCAAAAUCCAAAUUUUUUGAAGUACAUUGGUUUCACAAACCUAAAAAAUUCUUUAAAGUUUCGAAGUGCUGAUGGUUUAUUUGGUUAACUGCUUUACUGCUAGAAAUAAUAGAUUUCAUUCCAAGGAUUUGAAAGAGUUUGGAUUUGUUCUUGAUCUCUUUCACUGAAUUAAUUUAUAAUUUCUGUCUAGCUUACUUUGCACCUUUCGAAUAAAUAACCACUUUCAAUGUAGCAUCUUGGUUAAAAGUUACAUUUUGAUGGACAAUUAUUUUCGCUAGCUUUUUAUUUUAGCUCUUUAUUUUAAGCAAAGUUUUGAUAUUUAAAUUUAUGCCUGUAUUUUCAGAGGCUUGUCAUACUCAACUUCUUAACACUGCAAGUGAGAACCCUCCCUAAGGUCAAAAGCCAAAUGUGUAUUUUUCCACUAUUAUUAUGUAUUUCUGAUGAAUUUUAUUUGAUUACUGCAAUGUAUAGGAAAUGCAAAAAUUCUACAAUAACGUAAAACUAAAUAAAGCAAAUUUUUUAAUUGAAAUAAUAUCUUAAACUAAAGGUCAGACACAGAGAGAGAGGGGUGUCACGGAAUAGAAGUUCCUUCAUAGUAUAAGUUCCAAAAGGAAAAAAAAAUUUGGAAUAUUAUUUCCACAGGAAUAAAUAUUACAGUAUAUGUUCCUAACGGAAUAAAUGGUAUAGAAUAUUUGUUCCAACAGGAAUAGAUAUUAUGACAUUGUUUAUAAUAAAGUUUCUAGAGGAACUUCUGUUAGGCGGAACAAAUAUACAUUGACAGGGGGCUUUCUUGCAGUUAAUGGAAGAUAUCAAUUAGGUCAAUAUUUGUUGCAAUUUUAGUGCUGUUAUUAAUCGUCGUUAGUUAAGCUGUUUGUUGUUUGUUUGACUUUUUAUAGUUGAUCUUACAUGCUUUAAAAGACAAAUUUUUGUAGUUCCUUUUCUAUGUCAAUCUUUCUUUUCUUUUCUUUAAUCUUUGAACAAAACACAGAGAAUAUCAGCUACUGUGAAAAAUGAACCAAUGACAGUGAAAUUUGUGAUUCAUCUUAUUUAUUAUUCUGUGGAUAACUGUUUAUAGUGCCAUAUGAACUGCUUAUUGAAACUUCUGAACAAAACCAAGAAAUAUUUGAUAUUGAAUACAAUACUCGACUUGUCUACAGAACAUGUGGUAUUUUCAUGAUCAAUUGAUAGUUUAUAGUUAAAACAUUUCUAUAUUUAUGUAUAUCUUAAUCAUUAUAAUUCUAAGAACAUUUUUUAAAGGGAGUCUUUAUAUUUUUCUUAUAUUCUUGCCAAAAAAAACAUUUUAGCUAUUAAAUAUUAUUAAAAAUUAUAUUGAAAUGAAAUUAUUUUAUUAAAUAGAAUCAUGAUUUUAAUCUUAACCAAAGAAUGAUAUUUAUAUUUAAAGAUAAAAGCAAGACUGUGAUUAGAUAUAUUAUGAAAUGUUGUCAUAACAAUGUUCCUUCUCUGGUCCAAUCAAAUGUGGAUCUUACUUUGUAAUUCAUGGUGCUACAUAUGUUUUAAUAUUGUCUACAGAAGAGUGAUCAUAUCAUAUUGAAUAUAAAUUAAAAUAUAAGAAUUUA
Messenger RNA from Mytilus californianus (California mussel), 7547 nucleotides. RefSeq lists its product as uncharacterized. The coding region runs from base 373 to 6042 and encodes 1889 amino acids. The record is from RefSeq and is a predicted model, not a curated record. The transcript is spliced from 15 exons. Lineage: Eukaryota; Metazoa; Mollusca; Bivalvia; Mytilida; Mytilidae.